Salvelinus fontinalis (brook trout) is the source of this 3434-nucleotide messenger RNA. RefSeq names its product thyrotroph embryonic factor-like. Gene Ontology annotation, molecular function: RNA polymerase II cis-regulatory region sequence-specific DNA binding; DNA-binding transcription factor activity, RNA polymerase II-specific. NCBI's taxonomy places the organism in Eukaryota, Metazoa, Chordata, Actinopteri, Salmoniformes, Salmonidae. The record is from RefSeq and is a predicted model, not a curated record. Gene Ontology annotation, biological process: regulation of transcription by RNA polymerase II. Gene Ontology annotation, cellular component: nucleus. The transcript has 5 exons. Bases 262 to 1212 code for a protein of 316 amino acids.
UUGUAUAUUUUCUACUCAAGAGGUGCGGUUUCUGUUGACCAACAAAACGUUUUUUGUUACGUUAUUUGUGGAGUCAAGUCAUACUCUGAAGAGGUAGUCUAAUGUCGUGUCGUUCGCUGUUACAUUGUAACAUUUAGCCAAAUUGCAGUUUCUCUAACGGAUACUUUUGUUUCACGGAGAGGAUAUUCUGUUGCAUUAGCCUAUGCUUCAUUGUUGAAGGAGCAUAUCUUAAAAUUUGUUUUUGCGUAAUUGCCGUAAAAAAUGUCAGGAGAGCCGAUCACCACCCCACUGGAAACCUUCAUGGGGUCACCGGGUGCUUUUCCCGUGGUAUUGAAGAAAAUAAUGGAAAUGCCCCCACCGAAUUUACUCGAGGGCGACGAUGACAAUGACAAGGAGAAGCUGCUUAUGGGGGACAAUGUGGACCUUGAAGGAGGGAGUGGGAUGGGUCCGUCGGCCGCCCUGACCCCUGCCAUCUGGGAUAAGACUAUCCCGUACAAUGGGGAGACCUUCCACCUGGAAUACAUGGACCUGGAGGAGUUCCUCAUGGAGAACGGCAUCUCCACCUCGCCCUCGUCCCUGGACGAUGCGCUCAACAUGGAGAAUGCAGGGAAGACAGAGAUGCCCACCACCAUGGCAGCCAAGCCCAAGAGAACCCCAGCCGCCCCCAUUUCCCUGCUGCCCAUCCUGGAGCUGGAUCAGUGUGAGGAAGAAGGGGUCACUAUCACCCUCAACAGUAUUGACAUCGCAGAUGACACAGAGGUAGUGACAGACAAGGACAGGCUGACCCCUGAACCCACCGACCCAGAGGAGAUUGAGGUGGACGUGAACUUUGACCCAGAUCCUACCGACCUGGUCCUGUCCAGUGUUCCUGGAGGAGAGCUGUUCAACCCACGCAAACACAAGUUCUCAGAGGAGGAACUCAAACCUCAACCAAUGAUCAAGAAGGCCAAGAAGGUGUAUGUACCUGAGGAUUCUAAGGAUGAAAAGUACUGGCAUAGGAGGAAGAAGAACAAUGUGGCAGCGAAGCGUUCCCGGGACGCGCGGCGACUCAAGGAGAACCAGAUCACAGUGCGGGCGGCGUUCCUGGAGCGCGAGAACACGGCGCUGCGACAGGAAGUGGGCGAGCUACGGAAGGACUUUGCCCGCAGCAAGAAUGUCGUGGCCCGCUACGCGGCCAAAUUCGGAGAGCUUGCACCGCUGGAAGACAAGUAGGCUACUAAUGAUUUUAUUUGUGGCGAAACAGUGAAUAAAUGAGUCGAAUGGAUUGAUGGAUGAGAUGAUGAAGAAGAACAGGAGGAGGAGGAAUGUGGAAGACCCCUGCUUAUUGUUUUUAAAACUUGUGUGAGUACAUUUUCAUAUUUAAGUGCUUAUUUCAAUGCACUGCAAUGAGUGUAUUUUUGGUCAUGUUUUGUACACCAUUGGCCAGUAAAAAGAUAAUUGUGUUCAUAUUUUGAGGGAUUGAAAUUGGUGGUGUAAGGGUGGGUGACAUUUUACUAAGUAAACUGAAAAGGAUUUUUAUCUUUUAGGGUUUUAGUCUAAACUAGCAUGGCUUAUACUUUUACUCUAAACUUUGGUCUCAAUGGGACUUCCCCUGCAAAAAAUAGCAGGGUAAAUAAUAUGCAUAAAUAACCGUCAAAUCCAAUAACUAAAGUUAAUCAGGGGACUAUUACUGCUUGGUAGAAGUUUUAAAACCAUGUUAGGAAGACCUUCAAUACAAAUCUCUUCCUGUACAAGUACAUGUUAAAACUUGCUCCAAACUGUACACAAUGAUUUGUAAUAUUUUAAAGUCUCUAUCUUCAGUCUAUUGUCCACUGCUCUUGGAUCCUUGUCAUUUCAAGGAAAUUGAUUCACUCUUCAGGUUCUCAGUGUUUUGUGGUUUUUAUUAAGAAAUGCUUCAAAAAGUGGUGUACAGUAUAGAACCCACAAAAAAUGUAAAUAGUAGCAGAGCUAUAUUUUCCAGACCUUUUCCUUAGUUUGAAAUAUAACUCGAUACAAAAAUAUUAUAAACCAGUUGACUUAUAUUAUAAACCAGUUGACCGUAUCUAUGACAUAACUGUGCAAUUUAUGAGUUUUAUGCAGUUAGAGAAUGUGUUCAACCAAAAGUAAAACUCCAACCUUACUCCUGUUUACUACUUUGGAAUGCUUGGAAAGCAAUUUAUCCAACUUCUCUGGGACCUUGAUCUUCUACAGACAUGCAGAUAUGGACAGUUACCACACUCAAUGUAAAACGGUGAAAUGUUAUUGUGCUUGUGCUCCGUCUGCAAUGAGUAGAUUAUAUUUGAGUUACCUCAUAUGAAACCGGAAAACAGGCUACACCUGAAAUUUGGUUAAGUUUGUGUAUGUUGAAGUUUUUUAAAAUAUCUUUUGAUAAAUGUUGCUGUUUUUGAAAUUCCUUUUGGUAAAGCCAGGAGGUUUCUCAACUCAUCCAUGUGGUUUGAACUGGGCCUCACAGUUUCAACAAGGACCUCACAGUGUCUUCAGCCGAGUCAUUGCGAUGCCCAGUGCCCAGUGUCUGUUUACAUUACCAUAUCAGACCCCAAAACUCAAGUCUCUUUUCAGGGUUUCUGUCUCCUGGGUUUUGCCCUUUGGCCUGUGUGUUUCCUUGUUACCAAGCUCGCUUGUCACGUUCCUAAUACCUGCUGAUGUAAUAAGAGGAAAAUAGGUGAUUGCAGUGCUUCCAGCUCAUGUUUGGGAAAUUCUUUGAAGAUUUACCUUUGGAAAGUAGUCUGGAUUUUAUUUUUGUAAAGAUAUUUGAUAGUUGGUUUUGUGUUAACAAAUGAGAACCUCAUUCAAAUUGAAAGAUUCAUUUAUUGGUUGUUUGCUAAAUCUGGACAAGAUAAGACAACCCUGUGUGUGUUAGAGGUCUUCCAGUCUUUAGACUUCUCUCUAGGGUCAGUUUCCAACUAAAGUCAUUGUUACCCUGGCUUAAAUAACCAGUAUUUUCUGCUCUUAUAUAUGAAUUCCGUUAUAAUACACUAUAACUGUAGGUCAGUGCUCAAAGCUGAUAUCUGCACAAAAUUAUGUGUAACAUCAUUAGGGCUUUCAUUAAUAAUGUAGGAAAGCGUUCCAAGAUUUUGAUUUGGAAAAGCUGGUAGACGAUGUAAGUUUAUGGAAUAUAAAAUAAUAUAUUGAUUUCCAUAAACCAGUAAACAAUGUCAGUAAAACACUGACUUGAUUGGGUUACCGCUAAACAUUAGCACACUUCCUGACAUGUUCAAUAUUUUAAUAUUUUUUGGGGAAAAGUAUUAUGCUACAACCUGCUACAACAUUUUAAGAAAAUGUGCACAUAUGUUAUACAACUGGUGCAGGGAAAAUUCUUAGAACUGUUGGAGAAUUAUCUAAUCUUUUUUUUUAAUGUUGUAUACAAAUUUUGUGCCAUUUUAUGUGUGGAUAACAUAUGCCCUGUAUAUGAAUAAAGCAUUGUUGAAAACUGA